Bubalus bubalis (water buffalo) is the source of this 1528-nucleotide messenger RNA. RefSeq names its product N-acetylneuraminate pyruvate lyase (gene NPL). The transcript has 12 exons. NCBI's taxonomy places the organism in Eukaryota, Metazoa, Chordata, Mammalia, Artiodactyla, Bovidae. The record is from RefSeq and is a predicted model, not a curated record. Gene Ontology annotation, molecular function: N-acetylneuraminate lyase activity; 4-hydroxy-tetrahydrodipicolinate synthase activity. Bases 148 to 1110 code for a protein of 320 amino acids. Gene Ontology annotation, biological process: N-acetylneuraminate catabolic process; carbohydrate metabolic process.
GGCUGCGGGCGGCGCGGGCGGAACUGCAGCUCCCGGGCCGGGCGGGGCGGGCACGUGGUGCGCGGCUGCCGAGAUAAAGAACGCGCUUGGGAGCCGGAGCGCAGCGGCACAGGCGGCCUCGCGGCGGCUGGACAUUUAAGCAACUCGAUGGCCUCCCCAAAGAAGAAGCUCCAAGGUCUUGUUGCUGCGACCAUCACGCCGAUGACCGAGCAUGGAGAAAUCAACUUUUCAGUCAUUGGUCGGUAUGUGGACUAUCUUGUAGAAGAACAGGGAGUGAAGAAUGUCUUUGUGAACGGCACGACGGGAGAAGGCCUGUCCCUGAGCAUCUCGGAGCGCUGCCGGGUCGCGGAGGAGUGGGUGACAAAGGGGAGGAACAAGUUGGAUCAGAUAGUAAUUCAUGUGGGAGCCUUGAGCUUGAAGGAGUCACAAGAACUGGCCCAACAUGCAGCAGAAAUAGGAGCCGACGGCAUCGCUGUCAUCGCACCUUUCUUUCUCAAGCCAUGGAACAAAGAUGUCCUAAUUAAUUUCCUAAAAGAGGUGGCUGCUGCUGCCCCUGCAUUGCCAUUUUACUACUAUCACAUCCCUGCCUUGACCGGGGUAAAGAUUCGUGCUGAGGAACUGUUGGAUGGGAUUCAGGAUAAGAUCCCCAGCUUCCAAGGGCUGAAAUUCAGUGACACGGAUCUCUUAGACUUCGGGCAGUGUGUGGAUCAAAAUCGCCAGCGACAGUUUGCUUUCCUUUUUGGGGUAGAUGAGCAACUGUUAAGUGCUCUGGUGAUGGGAGCAACUGGAGCGGUGGGCAGUACCUAUAACUACCUGGGAAAAAAGACAAAGCAGAUGUUGGAGGCUUUUGAACGAAAGGACUUCUCUUCGGCUCUGAACCAUCAGUUUUGUAUUCAGAGAUUUAUCAACUUUGUGGUCAAACUAGGUUUUGGAGUGUCGCAGACCAAAGCCAUCAUGACCCUUGUCUCCGGGAUUCCAAUGGGCCCACCCCGUCUUCCACUACAGAAAGCCUCCAGGGAGUUUACUGAUAAUGCAGAAGCUAAACUGAAAAGCCUAGAUUUCCUUUCUUGCACUGAUUUAAAGGAUGGAAAUAUGGAAGCUUGUAGCUAGUGUCUAUCAAAUCAGGGUGUGUACAUUGAAAUACAAUGCACCUUGAAUACAGCAUUUAUUUCUCAAAGACUUUUUAGAUGAGCUUGAACUCAACCUUCCUAGCAAAUGAAAUCUUACAGCAGUCAACAAGUAUUUAAAUACCUACUAUGAUCUUUUAAAAGUUUUUAUUUGUGAAAGGGCAAAAACUUCAAAAGGAGUCAUAGCCCUAAAUCAUUCAAUAUUUCACAAGAUUUUUGUAGAGAAAUUUUUGCAUAUGUGGAUGAGAUCAAAUCAAGAGGAAAACUGUACUUGAUUAAUUCCAUUUGCCUUCAGGAGCUCCCGUUAUCUUAAUUCCUGGUUCUUAAUUCUAUUUUAAAGUUUUCUAAUUUUAAACUACUACAAUAUACUUUCAUUUUAAUAAAUAUUCAUUUGUAAUCUA